Molecule: messenger RNA, 3162 nt
Organism: Pichia kudriavzevii
Lineage: Eukaryota; Fungi; Ascomycota; Pichiomycetes; Pichiales; Pichiaceae
Exons: 1
Coding region: 1-3162 (1053 amino acids)
Molecular function (GO): protein binding
Source: RefSeq, a predicted model, not a curated record
AUGAAGAAGUCUCAGAUAAGGGCGAAUCUUCUCAAUGAGAACAGUGUAUUUCCUCAACAGUCAAACGUGGAGACGCCACCAGGGAAUAGUUCGUAUACGCAAAACUGUGUAUAUUCUCAACAAGAUCACCCAUCUGGACGACAGCAUUAUAAUCAGCCACAGCCAAUGAGAUAUGUUAACCAUCCGCUUGCACAGAACUCCUUUCAAGAGGCUUAUUAUCAGCCAAAUCAACCAAUACAGGCGCAUCGUAAACAAAGACAGUCUUCUCGUCAACAUCAGCAGCCUCCACCUCAUCAUCAAGUGCAGCCUCAACCACAACAACCGCCCCUACAAGCACAACCACCACAACAUAUAUAUAAUACUGGGUACCACCAGGGGCAGUCACAGGGACCAUCGUAUGUACAACCACAGGUGCAGCCUUCUAUAGUGCCACAUUCGGCACAUUCUUCAGAAGCGACUCAACAAUCUGCGUAUCAUCAUUCUUAUCAAUCCCAGCAAUCACACUUGCAACCACAGCCUCAGAUACACAGAGGGUCACACAGGUCUCAUGAGGUCUUUCCUGUGAGUGACGAACAACCUUAUUAUCAGGAACAAAGGGGUUCCUAUAGUGGUCCAUACCAAAGCCAUCCACACAAUAGACGUUCUGAUAUUCAUGAAUAUUACGAUGAACCUGCACUGGAACCAGUGCAGCCGACACCGCAGCCGCCUAUACCUGUUGCGCCUAUGAUACCACCUAUUCAAAAUGGUGGCAGAAUUCCAUCCGAAUCGCAUUCACGUCCGUUGCGUGCAAAGGAUCAGGUGUUUACAAUAGAUUCUGAUGAGGAAGACGAUAAGGUACACAAGUCCAAAUCCAAAGCUGAAGUGGACAAGAUCCAAUUACUUGAAGAGAAAAUUCAACGGCUAGAACGUGUACUUGCAUUACAAGAGUUAACCAGCAAGAAAAGUUCUAAUAAUAUUAAUCAUGAUGCUGCUGAGAGUAGCAACAACGACAACAACAACAACAACAACAUGAAAGGCGAUGAGGUGGGAAAAGAGGCAUUUGUUUCUUCCAGUCAAUAUGUUGAAAAUAGCAAAGGAAGCAGUAUAAAUGGACUCGAGAAGCUGAGUGGCCCACCGUUGCCCCCUCCUCCGCCACCGGAGAAAAGGUCAUUAUCAAGUAGUCCAAAGGCCAAUCUGUUUACAACUGAGAAUAGCCGUGUCGACUCUCAUUUUGAUGCUUCAAUGAGAAUGAGUGCGAGCUCAUUGAUACCAACAGACAAAUCAAUCUCCGAUCAAUCUGUAGGGGACGAAGGAGAUUUGGAAGCAGAAUAUAACAAUGAUGACGACAAUGAUGAACCGCCACCAUCAUAUGAAGAGCUUGAAAAAUCCGGUUCUUUGACCUAUUCGCAGUCGAUUUAUCGGACCGGAUUUGAGAAGGCAGGAUACCAAAUGGACCAUGUAGCGACUCCAUUAACACCGAAGGAUAAAAGCAAGCCGAGGGAUGAAUCCGAUGAAGUGGAUAAAGUUGAUGAUGAAACAAUGAAGUUUUCAACAAGGUUGAUGUCUAAGAGGAAGAUUCCUAGUCAAAUUACGGAUGACAUGUUUGAAAAGGCAGCACUGAGAAUAUCCAGCCAGAAAGAUAGCAGUGAUAUUAACAAUAAACACGAAGACAAAGUGCCUGCUCCAAGAGUGAAAACAGAGAAAACAAUUCAAACCCCCAUCAAAAUGACAAUUCAGGAACCCACUCAAGAGCCGAUAUUAACAAAGACCGAGGAAUCCGUGAGGUCCAAAGCUAGAUCAGCGACUAAGCCGAUUGAACCGUCCAACUUCAUCAAGUAUUCUACGCCAUCAUCAUAUGAGACUUUAUCAAACGGCGUUAUCCAGCCCAUUCUACCAUCUAAAUGUAGCGAUUCUGUGGAAACAAGUAUAAGUGCGUUUAGAAGAACAAGAGAGAAAGCUUUAGCAGAUUAUAAACAAUUUACACCGUCUAUUCAAUUUAACUGGGCUAUCUUACUACUUGAGACCCUAAGUAAAUCGGAAGUCAUCUCACAAAUGACAAUUGAUGGUAAGAUCAGGAAGAACCCUCUACCAUUUAAGAAAUUGAAGAAACAAAGGUUAAUGUUUUUAUCAACAGCAAUCAAGGUGUUGGAGAAAUUGAUUCAGGUUGCACCAAAUGAUACAAGGGCAAGGUUGUAUCUAGGAGAUAUCUAUAGCGGAGGUAUCCAUCCCGGUUUAGUUGAAAGAGACGAAAGAAUUGGAUAUGAAUUAUUUUUCGAAUCUGCAAUGCAGCAGAACGAUCCUGUUGCCUGUUAUCGUAUAGCAUGUUGUUUAGAAAGUGGGGUUGGAUGCAAACAAGAUAUACCAAAAAGUAUACUAUUCUUUGAGAAAGGUGCAACACUAGGUGAUCCAUCCAGUAUGUGUCAGCUGGGUAUGAUGCACUUUGCCGGGGUCAAUGGAUGUAUUCAAGAUGUCUCAUUGAGUAUCUCCUAUCAUAAACAAGCCUAUGAAACAUUAAGAUCCAAGAGUGUGAUGGGUAGCGACCCACUUAUAUCAACGAGGUCGUUUCAAGAUGCUAGAGGGGCGUUGUAUACGUUAGCCAAAUUGCACCAAACUGAUUCUAAGAUAUUAUGUUUAAGUGAUAGAUCGGAUCCAAAAACACUCAAAACGAUCCAAGAGCUAAAGGAUUGUAACGCAUGGUGUAACAAGGGUAAAGCAUUGAAGUAUUAUUUGGAGGCAGCAAAAUUAGGGCAUAAUGAGAGUCAAGCGUGUCUUGGGUACUAUUAUUCGCAGGGUUUUUUCCCCACACAUUCUUUCAAAUCAGACAAGGAAUCAAAUGAAGGUAUAAUGGAUCCUAUUGACGCAAGGAAGUCCAUCUAUUGGUUCAGUAAGGCGGCCGCUGACGGACACACCUAUGCAGCAUUGGGAUUAGCAAGGUGGUACGGAGCGGGAGCCGUUGAUAGCGAUGGAAGAGUCAUCUUAAAGAGGGACGAACAACAGGCGUUUCUUUGGGGAAGGAAGGCUGCCGAUGGAGGGGAAUUGGUGGAGGCCGAGUUUAUGAUUGGCGUUUGUUUUGAACAAGGGUAUGGUGUUGAGAAGAACCUCGUUAUGGCUGCCAAUUACUACGAGCGCAGUGCCAUGAAGGGAUACAAGAAGGCCAUUGCCAAAUUAAAGGCACUCAGAUGA